CGGGACACGGAAUCAAAACAAGCCUCACAUGUCCCUCAUGUGCUCUCCAGUCUGUCUUCAUCAUGGAUCUUCCUUGUGUCCAGUGGCAGGACCACGUGGCCCGGAAGUGGACGAGGCUCAAUCCCGAGUCUCAGGAGCGGUUCACAUCCCUGGUGGAAGUAGAUGAUGUUUUUAAAUGUGCCUCAACUCUGACAACACAAGAGGAUCUGGACUUCCUGGAGUCGUUCUGUGAUGGAGGCUCAGUGCAGAAGGACACAGAGCGAGCAGCAAAGUGCAGGGAGAAGGGAAACCGCAGCUUCCAGAGCAGAGACUACACUGCAGCCGCUCUGCACUACUCUCAGGGCGUUUGUUCUGCUCCCCCGAGGUCAGAGCAGCUGUCUCUGUGCUACGCCAACCGCUCCGCUGCCCUCCUCCACCUGCAGCUCCACCAGGAAUGCCUGAAUGAUAUUGACAGAGCCCUGGAGAAUGGCUACCCUUCUCGUCUUCUGCACAAACUAGAAGAGCGUCGCACACAGUGUCUCAAACACGUCUCUGGAGGUCAAAAGAAAAAGGACGAUCGUCACGGUGCUGCCUCAAAGAAUCACAAAGGUCCGGACAGAGCCGAAGCACCUGUGAGUGAGAUUUGUCCUCAAGCUGCUGUGGGGUUCAGCCCGGAGAAAGGCCGACACCUGGUGGCUGUGCAGGGAAUAGCAGCUGGGGAGGUGAUCCUGACUGACAGGCCGUACAGCUGCGUCCUCAUACCAGGGAUGGAGGAGGUGCAGGGGAGGAGAGGAGGGCUGGAGGCAGAGAGGGGGGGGUUUGGAACCGAGCACCGACGCUGCCACAGGUGUUUGAGUGAAACGCUGUGUCCUCUGCCGUGUGACGGGUGUAGUUACAGCCGGUACUGUUCCACCGGCUGCCAGCGGGAUGCCUGGGAGGAACAUCACCACUGGGAAUGUCCACUGGGAGCAGAUCUGAUGGUGAUGGGUGUGAUGUCACAGCUCGCACUGAGGGCAACGCUGAAGGCGGGGUUAAAAAACAUCCAAACGGCCAGGGAGCCAAUCAGAGGCAAGCACACAAAGUCGGAGCCAGACGGUCCAAGCAGUGAGUCGAGUGACACUUCUACUAAUCAACCGGAUCCGGCUGCUUCACACUACGGUGACUCUUACCUCAGCGUGUUUCACCUGCUUCACCACCUGAACCGCCACAGCCCUGCUCUGCGCUUCCUCAAUGCUGUUACCAUAGCAACGCUCUUCCGGAGGCUGAGCGAGACAGGACCUCCACCUGCAUCUUGGACCCUGGGUGGGCCCCCAGCGGCACCAGAGGAGGAUGGAGGGAACGUAGACUGGAGCACGGAGCUGUGGCUGAUGGGAAGUGCAGUUCUGAGGCACAUGCUGCAACUGAGGUGCAACGCCCAGGCCAUCGUCUCGCUGCAAGAUGCAGGAGCAGCUAACUCCCCGGUGCAGUCCCGCAGGGAAAUUCGCAUUGCCACGGCAAUAUUCCCAACUCUCAGUCUCCUGAAUCACUCCUGCUGUCCCAACACCAGCCUUGCAUUCAGCACCAAAGCUGCUGUUGAUCCCUCCGGCUCGGAUCUGUCUGCAGACGUCAGUGAGACGGUGUCUGAGCCCCGAGUCUCUGUGACUGUCAGAGCAGCCAAAGUUAUGGAUGCAGGACAAGAGAUCCUGCACUGCUAUGGUCCUCACAGCAGCAGGAUGGUGACCCCCAAACGCCAGCACCUCCUGCAGGAGCAGUACUACUUCCUGUGUCGGUGUGAGGCCUGCAGCCGAGCCCAGGAGGAGGGAGGCACGGAGGGCGGACAGCAGCGGUCGGGUGGUGGAGGUGCUCGGCUCGAGGAGGGACUCCUGUGUUUCAAGUGCAAAGGAUCUCUCAAAAGAAGCGGUGCAGACAAGGGAUCAGGAUUCAUGUGUUCCCAGUCGUCCUGUUCUCACCGUGUGUCGUCAUCUGAAGUGAGCCUCGUGCUGCAGGAGAUCAGAGUCGACCUGGAGAAAGCAGUGGACCUCAUGGAGAGAGAGAGGCCAGAUGAGGCAGUGAGACUCUUGAAUAGGACUCAGUGUGAGGCUGCACGAGUCCUCGCAGAGACGCACCCUCUGCAGGGAGAGCUGGCUGAUGCUACGGCCAGAGCAUACGCUACAGUGGGUGACUGGAAUAACGCCGCCUCCCAUCUGGAGCGCAGCGCCGCAGCUAUUGGCUCCCAGUACGGAGAUGACAGUAUUGAACUGGGUCAGCAACUCUUCAAAUUAGCUCAGCUACACUUCAACGGGGGAGCCAGAGGUCCGGCCCUCUCUCUCAUCCCCAAGGUCAGAAGACUCCUCCGCCUGCACUCUGGUCCGCACUGCCCGGAGCUACAGGAGCUGCAGGACAUGGAGGACUGUCUACGAGGGUAGUCUCCAGCAACUACACCAAGAAAAGGCUUUACACAAAACAUCUAAUUCUUAGUGAAACUGAAUA
Molecule: messenger RNA, 2448 nt
Organism: Limanda limanda (common dab)
Lineage: Eukaryota; Metazoa; Chordata; Actinopteri; Pleuronectiformes; Pleuronectidae
Gene: smyd4
Product: SET and MYND domain containing 4
Exons: 10
Coding region: 63-2384 (773 amino acids)
Molecular function (GO): protein binding
Source: RefSeq, a predicted model, not a curated record